Molecule: messenger RNA, 2174 nt
Organism: Ruditapes philippinarum (Manila clam)
Lineage: Eukaryota; Metazoa; Mollusca; Bivalvia; Venerida; Veneridae
Product: protein naked cuticle homolog 2-like
Exons: 8
Coding region: 179-1936 (585 amino acids)
Biological process (GO): negative regulation of Wnt signaling pathway
Cellular component (GO): cytoplasm
Molecular function (GO): calcium ion binding
Source: RefSeq, a predicted model, not a curated record
UCAAAUGUGUAAAGAGCGUAAAGUAAUCGGUGCUGGAAGUAAAUAGCAGUGUGAAACAAAUAUUCGUUGGAUUACCGACACACAUUUCACAAUAAAAUCAAGUUUGUAUCAAAGUGGAUUAAUUUGUUGUUUCAAGUUUGGAUUUAUAUCAUUUGUACCCGAGAUGGAUGAUUAAAGAAUGGGUAAAAACGCGAGUAAACACGUUCAUCGACCAUGUGAUACUCCAAACCGUGAAGAGUGUUUCCUUGUGAACGCCCAUCUGAACAAGGCCUGGGAAGAGCAAAUUUGGAAGAAAACCACCAAGACUGGUUACAAUCUUGCCAACUACAACAUGAACCAGUCUAUGUCUGAGUUAUCAAUCUGUCUGGAAGAUAAACAAGACAAUACAGAAGUUAAAGAGACAAACAAGGAUAGUAAUCUAGCUCUGAAAGUGGAGUUACCUCCCAUGAAAACAGAGAAUGGUAGUGGCAAGGUGUUCACGUUUGACCAGAGUGAUGAGAAGGAGAAAGGCGAAAAAGAACAUGAAACAACGCUCAACAUUGAGGAAUUUGAAUGUGGUGUGCACUUUGGAGGAGGAGAGAAUUCUAAACAAGAGUGGUCCUUUACUCUGUAUGAUUUUGAUGGGCAUGGUAAAAUAACAAAAGAGGAUCUUGUUGGACUAUUGAAGGCAUUAUAUGAUGCCAUCGGAUCUUCAAUAAAGAUUCCAAAUAAUGGCACAAAGACAUUAAAACUCCGCCUGAGUGUCGGUCAGGAAUCGUCACAGGAACUCGUUCCUGGUGAAAUUGCUUGUAACGCAGUUGCAGGCACUGAAAAAGACACUGAGGAAAAGGAUUCGAAAAAUACUCCAAAGAAAAAAGACAAUUCUAAGCAUAAAGACAAUAUUAAACAAAAAGACUCUCCGAGGUCAAAGGUUAAGGACAUUUCACGGUUGAACAACCUUGUAGGUGUCGGAAGUCAGAGUAUGCCAGCAAAGUGUAAUAAUAACGACGCACAAGCGUUGUCACAGAGUACAGCAAAGUCAAGACUGACGACACAACGUCAUAAAGAACUGGCAAGUCUGGUGAAGGAGAACAUGGAGCGCAAUCAUAUUAAACCUCUUCGACGGCAUCACAGUGAUUGCCAUGGGUGUGUACAGGAACAUAAACACCAGAAAAGACGCCUGAAACCCUCGCGCACAACUAAUUCAGCUAAAGAUAAUAACAUUAAACAGAGGCAAGUAAAGUCUCUAGCUUCUGCUGCUGCUGCUGCAACUCAAAAUAACAUGGUAGCAGACGACACCCCAAAGGAAAGUCAGGACCGCAGAAACUAUUAUCUUGAUUUAGCAGGUGUCGAAAAUAACACUUCUAAAUUUCAGGACACGCCAACUUCAGCAUUAGCUUCAGGAAAAAAUUCAGAAUUAAACAACUCACGUGUGAAUACCUCAAAAUAUCAGCCAGUUAAAUCCAGUUCAGCAUUAUUUGGGGGGCGUUUUUGUGCUCCGAGACAUUUUCGUUCAAGGUCACAUGAAAUGGCAGACAAAAAGUGUGAUAGUGUGAAAAUUCAAUCAGAACAAUGUCAGGCAGGCACUGAACAAUCGGUUUCUACCAAACCAGACCAUUUAAGGUCAAGGUCAUUUGAUCCUCAGGACUCGAGUGUUAGUAACAUACGAGCUAUGAAAGGAAAUCCUCAUUUAUUAUUGUCAAGUCAGAAGCAAUCGAAAUUUCGGCCGGUUAGUCUACCACCGCACAUACCGGAAACAGUAUCCCCGCAUUACCAUCGGCGACACCGGCAUCGGGAAAAGGACCAUGACAUGGCUAUGCAACAAGUUGCGGAAUGGAUCGAAAGGGAGCACACGUUGGACUUUGACGGUGAAAAGGUCAUAGUUCAAAGACACGAGCAUCACCAUGUACAUGAACACCAUCAUCAUCAUCACUAUCAUCAUUACUACGAGGCAUGAUGUUGAAAGUUUGGUGCUAAAUUGUUUUGCCCAUGAAACAGAAAUCUAAGUUUAUUGCAAUAGUUAUAAAUUGAUAGGUCAGAUUGAUACGAAUUUUGUAGAAUUUGAUCCUGAAUGAAGUUUUAUAAUUGAAGUUUUCUUUUGAAUUAGUAGUUGUAAAGAAAAUCUGUGUAUUACACUAUAAGGGCUGAUAUUUCUUUUCAUAAAGGAACUUGGUUGUAAACGUUGAGGGUAGAUA